AUGCAUUUCCUCGUCCUAGGAGCUUCUGGUGCUAUCGGCAGCCAAUUCUGUGAUCUCGCACUUAAAGAAGGCCACAAGCUCGUGCUCUUCGUCCGAAACGCCAGUAAAGUUCCUGAGCACAUCCGGCUUAGCGAAGCAACACAGAUCAUUCAAGGCUCGCUCGAGGUCGAUUCGGACCUUGACAAAGCCGCAAACUGUAAAGCAGAUAUUUUUGUUUCUUUUGCAGGGCCAGCAGUUGGAUCAAAAGGAACACCCUUGACAAACGGCUACAAGCUCCUUAUCCCGAAACUCGCUUCACAAAACAUAACCCGUGUUCUUAUACUGUGCACACCAUCUUUCAGAGAUGUGUCUGACAUUGAAACAUGGAAAUGGCGUAUUGGGGAAUGGACUAUGAAGUUCCUUAGUCCUGGCCAGUAUCAUGAGAUGGUUGGUGUUGGGAAGGCAAUUUCUUCAUCAUCGAAGAUGGAUGGCAGACAGUGGGGACUGUUUCGCGUGGGCGGGCUUACAAAUGGAGAAGAAGCACCAGUUAGUGCGACCUACUUGGGGAGUGGGAUGGAUAAAACAUGGAUUAGUAGAGCUAGCGUUGCGAGAUGGGUUUUGGAUGAGGCGACUGAGGGUAACUGGGUGGGUAGGGUGCCAUAUAUUUGUAACAAGUGA
Molecule: messenger RNA, 657 nt
Organism: Penicillium soppii
Lineage: Eukaryota; Fungi; Ascomycota; Eurotiomycetes; Eurotiales; Aspergillaceae
Product: NAD(P)-dependent oxidoreductase
Exons: 3
Coding region: 1-657 (218 amino acids)
Source: RefSeq, a predicted model, not a curated record